Messenger RNA from Patiria miniata (bat star), 1966 nucleotides. It is a transcript of the gene rtn4ip1, whose product is annotated as reticulon-4-interacting protein 1, mitochondrial-like. The transcript has a single exon. NCBI's taxonomy places the organism in Eukaryota, Metazoa, Echinodermata, Asteroidea, Valvatida, Asterinidae. The record is from RefSeq and is a predicted model, not a curated record. Gene Ontology annotation, cellular component: mitochondrion. Gene Ontology annotation, molecular function: oxidoreductase activity. Bases 210 to 1535 code for a protein of 441 amino acids.
AAUAUUUAAAUGAGGGUCAAAGAUCGAAUUAACAUACAGUGAAGCAUGUUUGGACUAUGGACAUGCUAAAUUUCUCCAUGUUUGAAAACAGUGCAUGCAGCUUUUAUACUUGCUUUGGGUUAUUGCAAGUUGCAACAUACAGACAUUACAACUAAAGAACGUUUUCAAUUCUGUUUUGAAAGCUUGCAUUGAUUUAUUUUUCAAAAGAAAUGAGUCUGUGUUUGACAGCAGUGAGAAAAGCAGGGUGUUGGCCGCAGAGCAUCGUGGGAAAUGUGCGUCUCUGCAGGACCAUUUCUCAGGGGAAUCCACUUCAAGUUCAGUCAAGUUAUUUGCCUCUUGUGCAGAGAGGAAUUCCAAAUUGCAUAGCAUCCCGAGAUCCAAAUGGCCGUUUCGCUCGAUCUUCAUCAAGCCUCAACAUUUCUGGGACGACAUCAAUGUUGGCCUGGCAGAUUGAGAGCUACGGUGGCAACGACAAAGUGAAAUUGGUUGAAAAGCCAAUUCCAGUCAUCACUCAACCAAAUCAAGUGCUCAUUAAAGUCCAUGCCAGCAGCGUAAACCCGCUAGAUGUGAAAAUGCGGCAAGGUUACGGAGCCACACUUAUGAACAAAGGUCGUAAGGUCAAGUCUGGAGGGGAGUUCCCCUUGACCCUCGGUCGUGAUUGUUCAGGGGUCAUCGUUGGAUUGGGAAAGGCGGUGAAAGGUUUUGAAGUCGGAGACGAAGUCUGGGGGACUGUGAAUCAGAUCAACCAAGGCGCUCAUGCUCAGUACGUCCUGACGACAAAUGGAGAAAUCAGCCUCAAACCAAACAACUUGUCCCACGUUGAAGCAGCCUCGAUUCCGUAUGUCACAAUCACUACGUGGAGCGCUACGUACGCCAUUGCAAGAUUCCGCCCAGAAAAUGCUGUCGGUCGGUUUGCUCUUGUUCAUGGCGGAGCUGGCGGCAUCGGAUCUUUCGCGAUUCAACUUCUGAAAGCUUGGAACGCUAGAGUAGCGACUACAUGCAGUACCGACUCUGUUGACUUUGUCCGCAGCCUCGGAGCAGAUCACGUUGUCGAUUACAGAACCACAGAUCCUGAAAAGGAACUCAAGAAACUUGGCCGAUUUGACUACAUCCUUGACCCGAUAGGUGGUAAAGUGGAGGAGUACUCCUUAAAUCUGCUGAAUGGUGCCAAGGGAGCUAAUUAUGUUACUCUAAUUACUCCACUUAUGGCAGCCAUUGAUUCUCAAGGAGCAGUACUUGGAAGCCUCUCCUCUAGCUUUAACCUCAUCAAGAAGGCUCUCCAAACAGCCAAGGUGGGAGGCAAGUACCGCUGGGCGUUUGCGACGGCCAACGCAGAGGCGCUGAAGAAGGUGGCAGCGCUCGUUGAGGAAGGGAAGAUACGACCGGUCGUUAAUAAAGUGUUUCCAUUCACUGAAACCCCCGAGGCACUGAGAGCAGUGGAGGCGGGGCGUGCUAGAGGAAAGAUUGUCAUCAGUGUUGUCAAGGACAAAGAAGAGCAGGAGGCGAAGAAAGUAGACAUCUUCAAAGAUGCUUGAAAUACAUGCUCCAGUAAACUGAGCUACAUUAUGUAUAAUUGAAGAAAAUUUCAAAAUUCACAUGACAGCUAAAAUUAAUAAAUCUAAAUGAGCGAUACAAAUUGAAUGCUACUACAAGACAGGUUCAUACUUCACGUAAAUUUCAUUAAGUAGCAAUUUUUUUCAUUAGGGUACUGUCGAAUGUCAUGAUGCUUUUGCUUUCGUGUGAAUUAGAGACUUAUAAGAAAUGGAACUUUCUAAUAUUUGUUGAAGACGUGUACAGGGACUAGCCUUUGAGUUUAGUAGUCAACAUUCAAAUUACUUGAUCAAAAUCUGAUUUUCUGACUCGGAAUACAGGAGUGGAACUACAAGAACAUUAUAUUAGAUUUUAAAUUGUGUAAAAAAGUUUCAAAUUGUCAUUUUUCGAAAGAAACCAUAGGCCUAUUUGUUGA